Molecule: messenger RNA, 659 nt
Organism: Drosophila elegans
Lineage: Eukaryota; Metazoa; Arthropoda; Insecta; Diptera; Drosophilidae
Exons: 2
Coding region: 10-390 (126 amino acids)
Source: RefSeq, a predicted model, not a curated record
ACCACGGAAAUGCUUGUUCACAUUUCCAAACUAGUCGGGCUGCACACUCUCUGCCUUAACCGUAUCUGCCUGGACAGAGUUCUGGGCGAGUUCUCUAGUCUCGUCAAGCUGGAGCAGUUAACCCUCGGGCAAUCGUAUGGCGCUAGCGAGUCUGCGCUCCUGAAGUUGUUCAAUUCCUGCCGUAAGCUUAACAUUUGGAAGGUGGAUAGGGAACUCAACUUGGACAAGCUGCUUCCCGGCAUCGUGGCCCAGGUGCGCAAGGAGAUGGCCAACAAGGCGCUGCUCCGGAAGCUACCUAUCCAGCUAAGGACCUAUUUCGUAAGCAGCAGCAUCAGGAAUUCCAUCCAGGCGCAUCCAGAUAAAGUUCCCAAAGAGAUUAUCCAAAUAUAAUUGAAGUCCCCUGUUGAUGUCAACAGUGACAGUGAGGAUGACUUUGAUACGGCAGUUAUGAAAUUAUAUGAGUCCGAUUUUGACUCUUAAGCGAUGACGAUGAGGAUUCGGAUUCCGACCCGGCCUUUGGCUACGUUUAUCAUUCGUAGUUAAAACUGUUCUUCCAAUUUCAUUUCUUUUGAUAAACACUCCAGAUUGAUUGUCAACUUAUUUAAACAUCCACUAAAAUUAAAUGAAAUAUUUAGUGAAAAAACAUAAGCCUUAAUUUU